AUGCAAAGUUCAUUCGUUUCCGAACUCUUCCUGGUUGUGUUUCUGUGCACAUGUCAGAUCACUGCUGCCUCGGCACAGCGCACGACGAAUUACUCCACAUGGAUGGCCACCAGCAUCAUCUCACGCGGGGAGGGCAUUUUGACUGGGAACGGCGAUGUCUCCCAGCUGCUCCAAGCAGGAUUCACUCAGAAAGCGUUCCGCGGCUGGCUUGAGCGAUACCCGGACGACCCGGACGCAGAGCUCAUAAGCUCGUACAUCAAGCAGAGCACCGAUUCAGUUGUCGCCGCCGUAUCCAACGCCGCAGCCACCAUCAACACGUAUCCGCUAGACCGGCUCUCCAACGGCGACAGCCUCAUCGCCCUCUACCAGUCAAGCGGCAACGAAACGUACGGCGCCGCGCUCUCAGCGCUGCGCCAAUCCAUCGACCUGCAGCCGCGGAAUGCCGAGGGCGGGCUGUUCUACUACGUGUACCCCUACUGGUCCUACCUGGACGGCAUGUACUCGCUGGCGCCCUUCUACACGCGCUACACGGAGCUCUUCGACGCCGCCAACACGUCGGCGGUGCCGGACGACAUGCUGCGGCAGCUCGACCUCCUGUGGCAGCACUGCAGGGUCAACGCGUCGGGGCUGCUGGUCCACGGAUACGACGACUCGCGCACCGCCGUCUGGGCGGACCCGGUCACGGGCGCGAGCCCGCACGUGUGGGGUCGCAGUCUGGGGUGGUACCUCAUGGCGCUGGUCGACACGCUAGAACUGCUGAUGGCCCACGGCGGCGGGACGGCGGGAGAGCAGGAAAAGCGGGAGAAGCUGGAGGAGGCGCGGCAGCAUCUGCUGGAGCGGUUCGCGGAGCUGGCGGCGGCAGUGGUGCGGGCGGUGGACGGCGAGAGCGGGGCGUGGUGGCAGGUGCUGGACCAGCCAGGGCGGGCGGGCAAUUACAUAGAGAGCAGCGGCAGUGCCAUGUUCGCGUACGCGCUGCUCAAGGGCGCGCGGAUGGGGUUCCUGGCGGCGGAGCCAGCUCCUGGCGCAGGGACGACGUGGACGCAUGUGGCAAGCCGAGCGUACGAGUACCUGGUCGACAGGUCCGUCGUAGUCGACGACGGGAACGGAACGCUCGGCUUCAAUGGAACCGUGUCCGUUUGUAGCCUGAACUCGACCGCGUCGUACGAGUAUUACAUCGGACGGCCAAUCAAAUACAACAGCGUCUUGGGGUCCGCCGCAUUCGUGCUUGCGUCUGUGGAGUAUGAGGCAUUGAGUGCCGGAUCAGGAAAGUAA
This is a messenger RNA of Diplodia corticola, 1272 nucleotides long. Its product is annotated as glycoside hydrolase family 105 protein. The coding region runs from base 1 to 1272 and encodes 423 amino acids. The record is from RefSeq and is a predicted model, not a curated record. NCBI's taxonomy places the organism in Eukaryota, Fungi, Ascomycota, Dothideomycetes, Botryosphaeriales, Botryosphaeriaceae. Gene Ontology annotation, biological process: carbohydrate metabolic process. The transcript is spliced from 2 exons.